Aspergillus nomiae NRRL 13137 is the source of this 1542-nucleotide messenger RNA. Its product is annotated as Zn(II)2Cys6 transcription factor. Gene Ontology annotation, biological process: positive regulation of transcription by RNA polymerase II. Gene Ontology annotation, cellular component: nucleus. Gene Ontology annotation, molecular function: transcription cis-regulatory region binding; DNA-binding transcription factor activity, RNA polymerase II-specific; zinc ion binding. Bases 1 to 1542 code for a protein of 513 amino acids. The transcript is spliced from 4 exons. The record is from RefSeq and is a predicted model, not a curated record. Lineage: Eukaryota; Fungi; Ascomycota; Eurotiomycetes; Eurotiales; Aspergillaceae.
AUGACACCCCGAACGAAAAACUACCGUCCACCCCGUCGAAGGCCGGCGCAUCUCCGCACGAAGACUGGCUGUCUCACAUGCAGGAAGAGGAAGAAGAAGUGCGACGAGACUCCCGGGACAUGCUCGAAUUGCGCCCGACGAUGGCUUUCCUGUGAAUGGCCUGCGGACCUAUGUGGCAAUCCAAAACAGACCAGAUCUGAACACCGGUCGGCCAGCAAAGCCCGUUCAGAGCAUUCCCCUCAACCUUCUAUCAAUGAGUGGCAUGUUAAACAGCAUGGACUCGAGGCAGACAAUGCAGCCAGCGCGUCUCCCUCUUGGGAUACUGAAGGAGGAAGCGAUGUGCUUCUUUCUCCCACCAACACUGAUACCCCAAGUAGCCAAAAUGACUAUACGAUGACUACCCAAAGCAGCCCUUCCUCGAUCCUCAAUUAUAUCUCCCCAUUGUUCUGUCUAUCACCCGCCAUAACUCCCGACAGCGCGCCAUUGUUUGAAUUCCUAAGGGCUGUGUUUCUACCGCAGUUAAUCCGACCAAUGGCCCUUGAUACUGUCAUCAGAUCUGCCGCCGAUGAUUCAUUGAUGUUGGCCUUACGUACCCCCUUCUACAUGCAUUCCCUUCUCGCAUGCUGUGGCGCAGAAAUACCGGUGGACGACAUUUACUCACAGGUCCAUUUCCAGAAGCUGGCCAGCAUGCAUUACGUCAAAGCGAUAUCAGGACUACGCGAAAGCCUCGACAGUGGUAUGUUUGAUGCUGCGAACACAGCAAUCAUUCGAACAUCCAUGAUGUUGUGUAUCUAUGAGAGAUCCAAACCUCGGCUCUCAAGGGGCGUGGAUGCCCAUAUACUGGGCCUCGCGCAAUUGAUACAGUUACGCUUUCAAGAUGACCAAACAACUCCCAUGCUGCAAUCCGAAAGGGAGACCAACAUGUCUCGUGUAAUACUAGAAGCCUUCAUAUUCCAUGCGACAACGAGCAUCCCGUUUCAACAAACGAUUAAGCCGCCCGAGCCUGUCGAAGCCGCCCUUUCCCUGGCUGAAACUAAACUCCAAGAAAUGUACAAAUGGAAAGUACCGGUGUACCCCGAGUCGCCGGUGCUCGGGCGCCGCCGAAGCUGCAUCGAUAUCGCAAGAUGCCAUGAGCUCCAACAGCUAUUAAGCCACUUCAGUCAUUGUGGGGUUGAUCAGCCGCAGCCCUCGCCCGAGAGCGAUUGGCUGGCCGCAACUACACAUACACCGCUUCUGCUAGGCCCAAGACUAUAUAUUGUUGUUUCCAAGAUACUUUUGGAGCACAUGAUCAAUAGCAACUCGGCCACAGCUGACAGCUCUCUUCAGGAGUUGGUCUGUGAAGGGAUGAGUUUGGUCAGCAAGCUCGACCCGUCCACAGACUAUUAUGCCGAGUAUUACUGCUGGCCCAUGGUCGUCCUGGGAACCUAUACAACAGACGACGCACACCGAGAUUGUCUGUUGUCCCAAGCCAUGGCCUUUUGGAAGGCAACGAGGAACGGGACGAUGAGGCGGUUGGUGGAUAUGCUGACGACCUUAUGGUAG